This is a messenger RNA of Charadrius vociferus (killdeer), 573 nucleotides long. Its product is annotated as zinc finger protein 436-like. Lineage: Eukaryota; Metazoa; Chordata; Aves; Charadriiformes; Charadriidae. The record is from RefSeq and is a predicted model, not a curated record. The transcript has a single exon. Gene Ontology annotation, molecular function: DNA-binding transcription factor activity, RNA polymerase II-specific; RNA polymerase II cis-regulatory region sequence-specific DNA binding. The coding region runs from base 1 to 573 and encodes 190 amino acids. Gene Ontology annotation, biological process: regulation of transcription by RNA polymerase II.
AUGGAGACGCAUGAACAGGAAAGGCUUGGACAUGUGGAAAAACACAAGUUGUCAUCAGGAGAUCAAAGAGAAAACACAUUCCAAAAUGGUGACCUAGGUUGUCAGAAAGAUGAAAUGGCUCAAAAUACCAGUUUGGAAACACCCUUUGAAGACAAACAGGCAGAGGUGUCUGGGAAGAGAAACUGUAACCUGAGAGACUUCCAGGACACUGUGAUCUCGGGAGGACGUUCACCAGGACGGAGUCCUUAUCAGUGCACUGUGUGCAGCAAAAGCUUCAGCAGCAGCUCAAACCUUCUCCAGCACCAGCGUAGCCACACGACAAAGAAGAUUUACAAAUGCACGCAGUGCGGGAAGAGCUUCAGCCGCAACUCGGCUCUGACCCAGCACCAAGCGGUACACCGUGGGGAACGUGUAUUUCAGUGUUCAUACUGUGGUGACCGUUUCACACGCAGCUCCAGCCUCAUCCUCCAUGGGAAGACUCACGAAGGGGAGAAGCCCUUUGUGUGCACACAAUGCAGUCGGCAUUUCAGUAGUGCUUCUGAGCUGGUGGCUCACCUAGGAUUACACACAUGA